GUCCAGCGCUCACGCAUGCACCGUGCGGAACCAGAACGGACGCACGCAGUUCAUGCACGCACGCACCCCGUCGUUUUGUUGGCUCGGGUUGUCCCUUUAAAAAUCCGAAUCCAAGGCCAAUGAUUUAUCAAACUCCUAUUAUCAAGAAAAUGUCACGCGAAGGGCACCUUCCUCUGCACUGACGCAAACUCUUUCCCAUGCACGGACCUAUAGAAAAGCUUUGCACUUAGUGCUUUGCGCGGAUACAACGUUCAGUCCGCCUCCAGUCCACUCUUCGUCUUUUUUACAGCUGUUUCAAGUCUGCCUGCAGAGCUUUGGAAACAUGGAUUUCUCUGAUCACAGAGAUAUGACCAAACAACCGGCCAACGCGCCUGUCAGCUUCAUCCCGGCGCAGCAGCCUGACGCAGCUGCGGGAAUUACAACAAACAAACCGGACAACAACUCCGCUGCUGCUGCUGCUGCUGCUGCGUGCGCGCCGCCCGCCACGCACCAUCACCCGGCACCGCAGCCGCCUCCUCCCUGCAACGAGAGCAAAACUUUUUGUUCCACGGAAAACAAACCGGGAGAUGUGGACAGCAAUAAAGCGUACGGGACGUUUAAAAGCACUCCGCCGCCAGCUGUCCCCGGAUCCGUGGCCGUCAACUCGGCCUUAAGGAAGGAUUCCGCCGGUUCGGCUCGCGGCGGCGGGUCCGCGCUGUACGGUGACCCGCUGCGGGCCACCGCAGAGCAGAACAACACCGCGGGCAACUGGACGGCGAUGAGCCAGACCACAAUCAUUCUGGGGACAGAUGGUAACACGUCUGUUCAGCCCGGCAUCGUCGCGGGGGCUGACGUGGAUGAUGAUGAUGGUGGGGAUGAGAAUAAGGCCAGAGGAAACUGGACAAAUAAACUUGACUUUAUUCUAUCCAUGGUUGGCUAUGCGGUGGGACUGGGGAACGUGUGGAGGUUCCCUUAUCUUGCCUUCCAAAAUGGUGGAGGAGCUUUUUUGAUUCCCUACCUGACAAUGCUGGGAAUCGCCGGGAUCCCAAUCUUUUUACUGGAGGUUUCCCUGGGCCAGUUUGCCAGCCAGGGCCCCGUGUCAGUGUGGAAAUGCAUCCCGGCUCUACAAGGUUGCGGGAUUGCCAUGUUGAUAAUAUCUGUCUUGAUAGCCAUAUACUAUAAUAUUAUAAUGUGCUGGACACUGUACUACCUGUUCGCUUCGUUGAAGGGCUCACUGCCAUGGGCUAACUGUAGGAAUGAGUGGAACACGGUGGAAUGUAAGGACAAAGACAUGCUGCUGUUAGACUCGUGCAUCCUGCGGGACAGAAACAUCACCUCCAUCAAGAACUCCUCUUUUUGUCUGUCCGCAAACACUGUGGGAAAUCUCACAAAACUGUUAAACAUGACACUGGACAGCAACAAGACCUACGUCAGCCCCAGCGAGGAGUACUUUAAGUACAAUGUGUUACACAUCUCUAAAGGGAUUGAGUAUCCAGGAGACCUUCGCUGGCCUCUGGCAGGCUGCCUCUUACUGGCCUGGCUCAUCGUCUACGCUUCUUUAGCCAAAGGAAUCAAGUCGUCAGGGAAGGUUGUUUAUUUCACGGCCACAUUUCCCUACGUGGUGCUGGUCAUCCUUCUAAUCAGAGGAGUGACUCUCCCUGGUGCCGCAGAUGGCAUCCUCUAUUUUAUCACACCAAAAUGGGAGAAACUCAGCGAUGCCAAGGUGUGGAAAGAUGCAGCCACUCAGAUCUUUUUCUCCCUCUCAGCUGCUUGGGGAGGCCUCAUCACUCUCUCGUCUUAUAAUAAGUUCCACAAUAACUGCUACAGGGACACUAUCAUUGUCACAUGCACAAACAGUGCCACCAGUAUAUUUGCUGGGUUUGUCAUCUUCUCAGUCAUUGGGUUUAUGGCACAUGAGUUGAAGGUGCCAAUAGAGAAGGUUGCAGAUGAAGGUCCUGGCAUAGCUUUUGUGGUUUAUCCAGAGGCUCUGACCAGACUUCCCCUGUCUCCAUUUUGGGCGAUUAUCUUUUUCCUCAUGCUCCUCACUCUUGGCCUGGACACUAUGUUUGCCACCAUUGAGACCAUCGUAACCUCUGUGUCAGAUGAGUACCCCAAGUACUUGAGGAAACAUAAACCAGUCUUCACCCUCAUCUGCUGUGCCUGCUUCUUCAUCCUGGGAUUUCCCAUGAUUACAGAGAGUGGGAUGUACAUGCUGCAGUUGGUGGACACAUUCGCAGCCUCCUACUCCUUGGUCAUCAUUGCUAUAUUCGAGCUGGUGGGGAUUUCCUACCUUUAUGGUCUACAGAGAUUUUGUGAGGACAUUGAAAUGAUGAUUGGUUUCCAGCCAAACCGAUUCUGGAGAAUCUGCUGGGCCUUUGUGACUCCAACUAUUCUGACGGGCAUCCUGGGACUGAGUCUGUACCAGUGGAAGGGGAUGACAUAUGAGGACUACACCUACCCGACCUGGUCCAUGGUUAUGGGCUGGCUCAUGGUGAUCUGCUCUGUCAUCUGGAUCCCCAUCAUGUUCGCUGUUAAAAUGUAUCUCGCCCCUGGCUCCAUGUCUGAGCGUCUGAAGCUUGUCUGCUCCCCUCAGCCGGACUGGGGUCCUUUCCUGAUGAAGCACCGUGGAGAACGCUACAAGAACAUGACUGACCCUCUGGGAACCAGCUCCCUGGGCCUCAAACUGCCUCCAAAGGACUUCCAGCUCAGCUCUUACCAGUAGCAGCUGCCCCACCACUGUAACACCCACGACUUUCAACUCCUGCAAGGGAUGCCGUGAGGGAGCCAACUGCUCUUCUUCUCCUCCCUCUUUCUCUCUCUUUCUCCCCUCUUCACCCCUUUUUUGCUUCUUGUCUUCCUCCCUGUAUUGUGGUUGUGGAGAUUUAUCCCCUCUUCUCACCCUCCUCUCCACUCCCUCUCUUCUCUCCGGGAGUGGAGAGUGGCUGCCAAGGUGGAGUUUACUCCUCCGCUGCUGCUUCGUACUUAAUGGGCUAUCAUUUCCUCCCACACAUGACCACUGAUUACUCUAGAGCCCUUCCCAGGGAUCUUUAUUCCAAGAGAAAAAUGGUGUCAUAAAAUGACACAGCUCAGACUGCACUUGCAAUAUUAGACUCAACAUAGCCGCUCCUGAUGGAGUUUAUGUAUGUUUGUUUGUUUGUGUGUGUGUGUGUGUGUGUGAGCGCGUGUGCGUGCGUGAGUGUGUGCGCGCACCAUCAUAUUUGUGUGUAGAGAUAAUUAAUGGUGUUGCUGAGAGCUGACAAGAAAACUAAGAAAAUUGAGGGAGAGCGAAAUAGUUGAACAAGCUUGGCAAAGAUUUG
Messenger RNA from Solea solea (common sole), 3296 nucleotides. RefSeq names its product solute carrier family 6 member 5 (gene slc6a5). Gene Ontology annotation, biological process: sodium ion transmembrane transport; synaptic transmission, glycinergic; glycine import across plasma membrane. Gene Ontology annotation, cellular component: membrane. Lineage: Eukaryota; Metazoa; Chordata; Actinopteri; Pleuronectiformes; Soleidae. The record is from RefSeq and is a predicted model, not a curated record. The coding region runs from base 323 to 2701 and encodes 792 amino acids. The transcript is spliced from 16 exons. Gene Ontology annotation, molecular function: glycine:sodium symporter activity.